This is a messenger RNA of Physella acuta, 1056 nucleotides long. RefSeq names its product putative G-protein coupled receptor frpr-1. The record is from RefSeq and is a predicted model, not a curated record. Gene Ontology annotation, molecular function: G protein-coupled receptor activity. Gene Ontology annotation, cellular component: membrane. Gene Ontology annotation, biological process: G protein-coupled receptor signaling pathway. NCBI's taxonomy places the organism in Eukaryota, Metazoa, Mollusca, Gastropoda, Physidae.
AUGUCCGCCAACAACGACAUCCAGGCCAUACAACUGACCAACGUCCAGCUGAUUCAGUACGUGUCCUUCAUGUUGUACUCCCUCAACACCAUCAUCGGUCCCGUCAUCGGCGUGCUCGGCAUCAUCGGCAACAUCAUCAACAUCAUCAUCUUCCACCGACACGGGUUCCAGCACGCCAUGAACAUCACGCUGACCGCCCUGUCCGUCAGCGACAUUCUCGCCCUCCUCACCCUGCGGGUCUACAACAUCCUCUGGAACCCCUGGACCGACUACUCCAACGUCGAUUACGUCGCCGGUGACCUCAUCACCAUGUUGUCAACACACCCGCAUAACUAUUGCGUCAGAGUCUGCGGUUACGUCACAGCUUUCGCCUCUUUCGAGAAAUGUCUUAGCGUCCUCGCGCCGCUAAAGGUCAAACAAAUUAUAACAAAAAAAGUCGCCAUAGUAACGAACGUCGUUAUUUUCGUUUCCAUGUUAAUGACGUUAUUCCCAGCGUAUUACGUCUACUACCUAGACAGGAAGUUCUCGCCUAAGCUGAAUCGAACAAUCCUCCAAAUGAACUUCCGCGACUUCAGACAAGCGGUACUGAGCGUAUCCUACUUCAUCACAGACCUAGCCGUACCCUUCCUUUCAUUCCUCUCCAUUAUAGCCUGCAACAUAGCUCUAGCCAUAGCCGUCAAACGCAACGUCUCAUGGCGGAACUCUCUUUCUACUAAAGACAUUUCAAAAACUAAAACCCUAAGUAAAAAAGAAACGAAACUUGUGUUGAUGCUGUUGAUAAUGUCUGUUGUGUUCCUGGUCUGCUUGAUACCAAAAUCUGCUUUGUUGACUGCUUCCAGUAUAGACCGGAGUCUGGGACUGGGUGGGUCACAUUUCUACAUAGGGGAGAUGAUCUUUGGCCUGACUUUGUACACAGAGAGCGUUAACUCUAGCGUCAACAUCCUCAUCUACUACAAGAUGAGCAGCAGAUACAGGACGUCACUUCACGAGAUCUGGACACAGGCUACUGAACGUCUGCAUUGUUUUAGGUCUAAGGAUAAUUUACAUGAUAUAUAA